Messenger RNA from Lingula anatina, 1625 nucleotides. RefSeq names its product long-chain specific acyl-CoA dehydrogenase, mitochondrial. Gene Ontology annotation, biological process: carnitine metabolic process, CoA-linked; fatty acid beta-oxidation using acyl-CoA dehydrogenase; long-chain fatty acid catabolic process. The record is from RefSeq and is a predicted model, not a curated record. Gene Ontology annotation, cellular component: cytoplasm; mitochondrion. NCBI's taxonomy places the organism in Eukaryota, Metazoa, Brachiopoda, Lingulata, Lingulida, Lingulidae. Gene Ontology annotation, molecular function: long-chain fatty acyl-CoA dehydrogenase activity; flavin adenine dinucleotide binding.
UUUCGCAAAUGCGUUUUAAAAAUAACAAAUAGAGAUAUCUAGAUACGGCACUUUUCUUGGUUAUUAGAAUAUUUUGAUAAAUAUGUGCCUUAAAGCUGUCAAAUCCAUGCCUGGUUUAUGAACAAAUCAACCUUGACAUUGUAAGCCAGGUUCAUCUUACCCAGGGAAGAGCAAUGGCUGCGUUACGAAAGUCGUGUAGUGCUCUGCUAAAUUCUCUACCAAAACGCUAUGGUAGAGUAGCAAAAUCCACCGCUGCUCAAUUUCAGGAUGAAAGUGCUGCUCCUGUUAGAAAAGAAAUAGGGGAGGUGAACAACAUGAUGGAGAUAGGAACAAGGAGAAUAUUUGCAGAAGAGCAUGACAUGUUCCGUCAGACAGCGAGGAGGUUCUUUCAGGAAGAAAUAUUACCUUACCAUUCAGAGUGGGAGAAGAACAAAGAAAUAAGCAGAGAGGCUUGGGAGUCAGCUGGCACCACAGGACUUCUAGGAGUGAAUACUGCAGAGGAACAUGGAGGCAUAGGAGGAGACUUCCUGUCAGCAGCCAUUGUAUGGGAGGAACAGUCUUAUGUGAACUGCUCAGGACCAGGGUUCUCCCUGCACUCAGACAUCGUGAUGCCUUACAUCACUAGGUAUGGCACCAAGGCCCAGAUUGACAAGUUCAUUCCCAUGCUCACUGCAGGGAAGUGGAUUGGGGCCAUCGCCAUGACGGAGCCAGGAGCUGGAAGUGACUUACAGGGUGUUAAGACCAAUGCCAAGAGGGACGGAGACGAUUGGAUCCUUAAUGGCAGUAAAGUGUUCAUCACCAAUGGUUAUCUGGCUGAUGUUGUCAUUGUUGUUGCCGUCACCAACCCAGAGGCCAAAUCCAAGGCCCACGGCAUCAGUCUGUUCCUGGUGGAGGCAGGAAUGCCAGGGUUCAAGAAGGGAAAGAAAUUGGAGAAGAUGGGAUAUAAGGCCCAGGACACAGCAGAACUGUUCUUUGAAGAUGUCCGCAUUCCUAAGGAGAACCUUCUGGGAGAAGCCAACAAGGGUUUCUAUUACCUGAUGCAGGAGUUGCCCCAGGAGCGUCUGUUGAUAGCAGACAUGGGGAUUGCCCUGUGUGAGUGGAUGUUUGAGGAGACCAGGGCCUAUGUCAGGCAGAGGAAGGCAUUUGGAAAGACAAUUUCAAGCUUACAGACUAUCCAGCACAAGCUGGCUGAGAUGAAGACAGAGAUAUGUGUAGGAAGAUCCUUCAUGGAUCAGUGCCUGGAAAUCCACCAGAACAGAGGCUGUGAUAGCUUCUCUGCCUCCAUGGCCAAAUACUGGCUAACAGACCUGCAGUGUUCUGUGGCUGACAGGUGUGUGCAGAUGCACGGAGGCUGGGGCUACAUGUGGGAGUAUCCAAUCGCACGUGCCUUCGUCGACUCCCGUGUGCAACCCAUCUACGGCGGCACCAAUGAAAUAAUGAAGGAGCUUAUCGCCAGGUCUAUCGUAUCAGAUAUUUAAGUGAUCCAGAAGGACUUGAUGCAGUUCUGAAUUCAAAAGAGAAAGAAACGGUUGUAAGAUAUUGUUAAGGCAGUACUGUGACUGAUGCAUAAUGACGUGGAUUCAGAGGGACUGUAUACAGUAAAAUAAAUAAACAAAAAAAAAAAA